AUGGCGCUGCCCAUACAGCGGUGCUGGUCUAGGUUGCGGGCUGUGACCUUACCGUGGCCGGCAGCAGCCGGUUAUCACGCCAAGCCGGUGCCUCUGAACCUGAGCGGCUUCUUCAUCCCGGAUCCCGCCGACCCGAAGACGAAGGAGUGGCAGAAGGGCCCAGCCUACGAGGCAAAGCUGUACGGCCAGUAUGGCAGCGCCUCCUGGGUGAAGCCUGAGCAGCUGUGGCCGAGCCCUGAGGAGCUGCAGAUGGUGGUGGAGGAGGAGAAGGAGUGGUACCGGAGUCUGAGGGAGAUGUUGAGCAACGUGGAGGCCAAAGAGAUGGAAGAGCUGAUGAAGAAGCGGGAGAGGGAACGUCUGAUCGCUGCCAACAUGGCGAAGAUGCCCAAGAUGGUGGAAGAUUGGCGCAGAGAAAAACGAGAGGCUCGGCUGAAGGAGAAGGAGGAUAAAGACAGAAAGCUGCGUCUGUUGGCGAUAGCCCAUGAGAAGUUUGGUGUCACUGUGGAUCCCCGCAGCACCAAGUUCCUAGACAUGUUGAAAGACAUGGAGAAGGAUGAGAAGAGGAAAUUAAAGGCUGUGAAGAGAAUGCAGCGUGAGGAAGAAAAAGCGGCCAUUGCAGCUGUCAUGGCCACAAAACCACCUGCAGACCCAGACCAUGGCAGUCCUGAUACAGUGUGA
This is a messenger RNA of Staurois parvus, 678 nucleotides long. NCBI's taxonomy places the organism in Eukaryota, Metazoa, Chordata, Amphibia, Anura, Ranidae. The record is from the annotation of a GenBank genome assembly.